Alternaria postmessia is the source of this 525-nucleotide messenger RNA. RefSeq lists its product as uncharacterized. NCBI's taxonomy places the organism in Eukaryota, Fungi, Ascomycota, Dothideomycetes, Pleosporales, Pleosporaceae. Bases 1 to 525 code for a protein of 174 amino acids. The record is from RefSeq and is a predicted model, not a curated record. The transcript has a single exon.
AUGAAGCCGGAGAAGAAUGAAAUAACCUUCAACGAGGUAAUGCGGAAGGCAGACGAAGCCAUGCAGAAGGCAAACGAGUUCAUGGAUUCGACAAACAACACAGAUUGGAAGGUUACCGAAGAGGAGCUUGAAGCAUAUGAACAGUUCGAGAAAUCGCUCCAACACGAUGCGAAUCACGUACCAGAAGUCAUAGAUCAGAUACAGGCGAUCCCCAACUCGAAAUACUUGGUACACGAGAAGUACGACUGUGUUGAGGCGGAGAAAGCGGCAAAAGAGACACACGAAGAGGUUGUGCGAAUGUUGUCCAAUUUGAAGCAACCUAAGCUGCGGACGCAAGAGUCCGGUGUCGCUAAGACAUCGAAGCCGGCACAACGAGUAGCACAAAGCGAGGGCGAUGACAUGCAACCAAUGCCGACAUCGAAAUCUUCAAGUUCUAUACAUUCAGAUAAGAUUCAGAACAAUUCGCAGACUGAAGGAAAGCCGCCACCGAAGGAGGCGGUCCAGACUCCGACGACAACCUUUUGA